AUGCCCAACCCUAUUUUGUUUAAUAGAAUAAGCCAUAGCUCAUUUGCAUUCUGUAUCUUUACAGCAAAUGGAACAGUCUAUUCUUGGGGAGUAGGGGUGGAUGGACAGCUUGGUCAUGGAGAAGAUGUAACCUACCUCGCUCAACCAAAAGCCUUGGUGGAUGGUGUCUUCCCUGGUAGAGUAGCACAAGUGGCUUGUGGAGAUUCAUACAGUGCUGCACUGCUUGGUGAUGGCUCCCUCUACAUGUGGGGAAAGAGCAGUCAUGUUAUACAGACUGACCAGCCUUCCUCGCAGAAGGUAUUCCGACCCGUUGGUAUCCCCCUGAAAGGACGUUCCGUUGCCAUGGUUUCCUGUGGUUCAUGGCAUACAGCAGCAAUCACAGGAAAACCAGAGAGACAACCUCUUGAGGAAGACUCAGACACCUCAGAAGAAGAUGAGGAGGAAGAUUUGGAUACCCUCAUCACCAUGGAAACAGAUGAUGGAAUAGAUGCAUUCCAGGACAGGGCUGGCAAUGUCUGGGAAAUGUCUGAUGAGAUCUGUGCAGACAAGACCAGUGCUGUCUCCAAACCUGCUCAAAGUUCCUUAAGGCCACCGUACAGGCUUGCUCGCGAGGGGACCACUCUGACCCUUGAAGAAUUCUAUUCCUCCACCCCUGUACCUGUCCGUCGUCCACGAGAGCUUCCUGGGGUUAGGGUUCCUGAGAGGAAACGGACUGCAAAGGCCGAGGUGCAAGGAGAAGAUGAUUGCGUCGAUGCCAAAGUGACAGUGGCGGAAUCAGAAAGGGAUGAAGGAGAGAGUUCAGAUGAUUCAUCUGCGGAUGAUGACAUUGAGGCAGAUGAAACAGAGAUUGCCGCUAUGGCUCCACCAAUGGGCUCUACUGGAGAGCCAGAAAUUAUGGACAAAGAUGCAAGUCUAAAGACGGAGCAUGACAGAUCUUUUACAAAGACAGAAAAACUUUCUAAAAAAUUCAAUCCCCAACGCCAAAGAGAUACUUAUUUGUCAAGAUCCAAGACAAUGGGAAGCAUAGACAUACCAAAGAAGUCUGUUUCAAAACAGAACCAACCAACUGUGUAUAAUAUGAGUGCAAUGAGUGGUUCAGGUGAUGCUGAUAGAGCCCUCACAGGAAAGUUUGUGGUUGACAAGCAUGUGGCUAUACAGAGUAGAAAGGCCUCUCCCUUAUCAUCAGCAUCCUCCUCCCCUUCUUCAAAGAGGAUAGAGAGCAGUACCAAACAGACCAUUCCCACCGUUAGCCUAGUCGGCACUGACAGCGUGGACUUGCCCCCGUCCAAUGAUAGAGUCCCUAAAAGCUUGCCGAUGCCUAAGAUGACCAGAGCUCAUACGCUUUAUGGUCCAAUGAGAACUCACGGAAAGAUUCGGCAUUCCAAAAGUGAGUCUCCACCGGUGAUAUACCCUGUUCCACCUGUAGUAUCAAUGGCUUACAAGACAAGGCCACCCAUUGUCAGGGAUGGAGGUCACCCAACAGCGAAAUCUAAGUAUGGGACCAAAGAUAAGGCCCUGAAAGACCUGAAGCAACAUCAUCAAACAGGGAAUGUGGGUGAAACUGCAAGCCAGAACAAGACGGCCGGAGGCAGGAGGCCUCUUGGUGCCACCUCUUCCUCUCAAAAGAGACCCGUCUUCUCUUCUGCAGGAUCAUGGCGACAAAGGUCAGAGGUUGAGGAUGUGCUUCUCAGAGAUGGUACACCUCCUGGUAGUCCAUUGCACAGGAAAACUUCAACCAAAGAUUCAUGACCCAGGACUUUGUUCUGUUUUCUUCUUUUUAGUGUAAAAGUGAGUAAAGGUCAUCUUUUACCAAAGACGUUCUAAUAUGACUCAAGGGGAGUACUUCCUAAUGUGAUGGACAAACAUGUUUGCAAGUGGUUUGUUUACUGUGAAUUUCAUGACCUGUGCAAGAAACUGAUUCAUUUUCAUGUUAACUACGUUUCUUCUGACCAAGUUUUCCUAUUGAGAAAGGUGUCAGGUUGUGCGUACUGUGAACCUUGUUGUGAUUAUUGAUAAAUAUU
Molecule: messenger RNA, 2021 nt
Organism: Lytechinus variegatus (green sea urchin)
Lineage: Eukaryota; Metazoa; Echinodermata; Echinoidea; Temnopleuroida; Toxopneustidae
Exons: 4
Coding region: 1-1749 (582 amino acids)
Source: RefSeq, a predicted model, not a curated record